Molecule: messenger RNA, 2139 nt
Organism: Venustampulla echinocandica
Lineage: Eukaryota; Fungi; Ascomycota; Leotiomycetes; Helotiales; Pleuroascaceae
Product: putative kinetoplast-associated protein KAP
Exons: 4
Coding region: 1-2139 (712 amino acids)
Source: RefSeq, a predicted model, not a curated record
AUGCCAUAUUUUUACUCCCUUGGUAACUUUCUAAGUGAAGCAUUUACUAAUACAGAUAUCUACCAGCAGUCUCCAACCAACAGCUCCUCCCGCUCUACUUCUCGUUCGGCGGACUCAUAUACUGACGAAGAAGGGUCAGGAGUUCGUGUCCCAAGAGCAAGCUAUUCCGACGACGACGAUUCCUGGGAUCCAAUCUACGACGCCGACGAGCUCAUCUCACCAUCUGAAUCGGCAUCUCGUCCGGCGUCUCGUCCGCGAACAGGCCAGCGAUAUCGGACAAGCGAGAGUCGCCCACCUCCCGUUUCUCGCCCUACCCGCAGACACACAACUGCGGAACGACCAACAGCCCAUCGACCCUCAACCCGCGUUCAUCGGCACCCUGCGCCGGUACCACCAUCAAGCGUGGACCCCUUAGAGGACUACCCGGGCUAUGGCCGAGGCUACCCUGCCCCGCCGCCUGGGCAAUACGGUGGGAGGGGACCUGGGCCUGGCUAUGCCCAAAGUUCAUUUUCGGGGGCGCCUGGUGGUGGCUAUGCGCCACCAUUUGGCGGACCCCCUGGGGGAGCGUUAACCCAUUAUGGAGGAGGUGGUGGAUAUCCAUAUGCCCCUCAAAACAAUCCAUUCUCUCCUCAGCCGCAAACUCCAGGGCCCGGGGGAGCUGGAUACUUCAAUGCUCCCAGUCCACACCCACAAAUGCCUCCUCAUAGCGCGGCAGGAGGUUACCCAGGCCAUGAUCUAAUGCCUUAUCCGCCGGCACCCGGGUUUGCUGGUUAUCCCGGCUAUGGUAUGCCUCCUGGGAUGGGUCAAGGGAUGCCUCAACACCAGUACUAUCCACAAUGGCCGCCAAGCGACCCAUCCGUAGUCGCCGACCCUGAGACCGAGAAGAAGCUUCUGGCUGUUGAGGAGCUCAUGAAGAGCCAGAAGAUCGACUACGAACGAGCCAAAAAGGAGCUGGCUGACAGGGAUGCAAAGGAAGCGGCGGAAAAAGCCGCGGCGGAGGCAGCCAAGAAAGCGGCUGAGGAGAAGGCUGAAUGGGAGAGGAGAAUGGCGGAAGAGAAGGCGUCGCUGGAAAAGAAAGCAGCAGACGAGAAAGCAUCGCUGGAAAAGAAAAUGGCGGAUGAUAAAGCAGCAUUAGAAAAGCAAAUCGCAGAUGAAAAGGCAGCAUGGGAGAAGAAAGUUGAGGAGGAGAAGAAGACUGCCCUCGCCAAGGGCGCUGAGAACGUGAGGAAGCAGGUUGAAGCGGAAAGGAAGAAAGCUGAGAUGGAGGCUGCUGAGGCUGCCGCAAAAGCUGCCGCUGCCGCCGAGUUGAAGAAGCUUAAAGAAGACGCUGCUGCCGAGCACAAGAAACUUAAGGAAGAUGCAGCUGCCGAGCACAACAAGCUGAAAGAGGACGCUGCUGCUGAGGCGAAGCAGCUUAAAGAAGAGGCUGCUGCAGAAAAUGACAAACUCAAGAAGGAAGCGGAAGCCGCUUUGGCAAAGGCUAUGGCCAAACCCGAAGAAGACAAGAAAAAGCCCAUCAAGUUUAAGGACGCCGUUGGGCGGAAGUUCAGCUUUCCAUUUCAUCUGUGUACAACCUGGGUUGGAAUGGAGGAGCUUAUAAGACAAGCAUUCGUUCAUGUAGAUGUGAUCGGCCCUCAUGUAGCAGAUGGACACUAUGAUUUAAUUGGUCCAAACGGAGAGAUCAUUCUUCCCCAAGUUUGGGAGACAAUGAUUGAGCCGGAUUGGUCAAUUACAAUGCAUAUGUGGCCGAUGCCUGAGCCCAAGCCAGAACCGAUGCCGGGGCCUCCACCUGGCCAUCCCCUCCACGAACGACCUCGCAGUCGCCAUGACCGUCAUGGUGGGGGGAACCCCCGUGGCCCUCCGCAGCCACCCGUUGGUCAUAGGGGAGGCCCCCCACCGCCGCCGCCGCCGCCUGGUUGGCCUGGAGGUCCUCCUAGGCAUGGGCCGCCUCCUGAUAGACACGGUGCGGGUGGCCCACCUAUAAUGGUCCUUGACCCAAGAGAUCCCGGCCCAUCAGCAAAACCAAGUAGGAAAAAAGAACCUGCGAAAGGAAUGUUAGGGUGGAUGGCAGGGAAGCCGUCUAAACCGUCGGGAAAAGGUCCAAAAAAAGCUGAACCUGACGCAUGUCAUAUCAUGUGA